CCGUACCUGCUGACACCUGAGAGCACCUGAGAGUAGGAGGAGUGUGUGUGUGUGUGUGUGUGUGUGUGUGUGUGUGUGUGUGUGUGUGUGUGUGUGUGUGUGUGUGUGUCAGUUCUGGAUGCAGAGGAUCAGCAUGGCGGCUCACGGCUGCAGGAGGACCGGACUUCUCAGGACCCUCCUGACCCGCAGCGGGACUCCGGGACCGGGCCACAGCAGCACGGUACCGGGACACCGCCGCUGCCUGUUCUCCGUUGCUGACCCUGCGCCGCUUCCUCCACCGGGCACCUGGAGCUCCCGGCUGUCCCGGCUCUCACACCGGGACCUGUAUCGGAUCUCUGUGACCGACCCGGAUCAGUUCUGGGGCUCCGCCGCGGCGGACAGGCUCCGCUGGGUGGAACCGUUUCAUCGGGUCCGGGACUGCGAGCUCAGCAGCGGGAGGAUCAGCUGGUUCCUGGGAGGGAAGAUCAACGUGUCCGUGAACUGUCUGGACGUCCACGUGGAGAAACAUCCUGAGCGAGUGGCUCUGAUCUGGGAGCGAGACGAGCCGGGCACUGAGGUGAAGGUCACCUACAGGGAGCUGCUGGAGACCACCUGCCGCCUCGCCAACACCCUCAAGAGCCAUGGGAUCCAGAGGGGGGACAGGGUGGCCAUUUACAUGCCGGUGUCACCGCUGGCAGUGGCAGCCAUGAUGGCAUGCGCCCGUAUUGGUGCGGUGCACACAGUGGUGUUUGCUGGGUUCAGCUCGGAGGCUCUGGCAGGGAGGAUCCAGGACGCCCGCUGUAAAGCUGUGGUCACCUGUAACCAAGGUGUGAGGGGCGGACGACUCAUCAACCUCAAGUCCACAGUGGACACAGCAGUGAAGACCUGUCCCACCAUCCAACACGUGUUCGUCUCUCAGAGGACGGACAACCCUGCUGUGAUGGGACAUCUGGACGUCCCCCUGGAGCAGGUGAUGUCCUCUCAGUCCCCCGUCUGUCCCCCGGAGCCGAUGGACAGUGAAGAUCUUUUGUUUCUUCUCUACACAUCAGGAAGUACGGGGAAGCCUAAAGGUGUGGUUCACACACAGGCCGGAUACCUGCUGUACACCUCGCUGACACACCAGUACGUGUUUGACUAUCAGGAUGGCGACGUGUUCGGCUGUGUGGCGGACGUCGGCUGGAUCACGGGACACAGCUACGUGGUGUACGGCCCGCUGUGUAACGGCGCCACCACCGUCCUGUUUGAGAGCACACCUGUUUACCCAGACCCAGGCAGGUACUGGGAGACAGUUCAGCGACUGAGGAUCACUCAGUUUUAUGGAGCUCCGACGGCUCUGCGUCUGUUGCUGAAGUACGACGACAGCUGGGUGAAGAAGUACGACCGCUCGUCUCUGAGGACGCUUGGAUCAGUGGGAGAGCCCAUCAACCACGAGGCCUGGCACUGGUUCCACAGUGUGGUCGGAGACGAACGCUGUCCUCUGGUAGACACCUGGUGGCAGACAGAGACGGGUGGAGUCUGUAUCGCCCCUCGACCUGCAGACGAAGGAGCUCCCAUCAUCCCCGCCAUGGCCAUGAGGCCAUUCUUUGGCAUCCAGCCUGACCUGAUGGGAGAGAAGGGUGAACGUCUGACGGGUAACGGUGUGAGUGGAGCUCUGUGUAUCAGCCAGCCGUGGCCCGGCAUGGCUCGCAGUAUCUACGGAGACCACCAGAGAUUCAUCGAGGCCUACUUCAAACCAUAUCCUGGUUAUUAUUUCACCGGUGACGGAGCGUACCGCUCUGAGGACGGUUACUACCAGAUAACUGGACGCAUGGAUGAUGUCAUCAAUGUCAGCGGUCACCGUCUUGGUACGGCGGAGAUCGAGGACGCUCUGGAUGAACAUCCAGCUGUUCCAGAGACAGCUGUGAUCGGGAUCCCACACGAUAUCAAAGGAGAAGUGCCGUUCGCCUUCGUGGUGUUGAAGGAGGAGUCUGGUGUCGACUCUGCCGUCGUCCUCCGGCAGCUCCGAGAGCUCGUCUCCACAAAGAUCGCCAAGUACGCCAUCCCCGAGCACUUCCUAGUGGUGAAGCGUCUGCCGAAGACUCGCUCCGGGAAGAUCAUGAGGCGGAUCCUCAGGAAGGUCGCCAUGGAGACAUCAGCUGAUCUCGGCGACGUGUCGACUCUGGAUGACCCAUCUGUCGUCAAGGAGAUCGUGGAAGCCCACGAGCAGUACAGGAAGCAGAGAGGAUGAGAGAAGAAGAAGUAGGAGGGACUUCCUGUCACCGUCACCUUAAAGCACAGGCAGGAAGUGGAAGGGGCCCAGCAGGCCUCAGGUACAGGUGUUAUGUUGUUCCUCAGGUACAGGCAAUAUGUUGUCCACCCACAGCAAGAUUCAAGGGAGCACCGACUCACUGUCAACCAAGUGGAAGAUGAAAUUUCCCAGAACACCUUGUGAAGUCAGCAGUUUGUUACUGUCUGAUGGUAAUGUAGGCGAUACAGACAACAGGCGGAGGGACGGGUGUGAACUGGUCAGCAACACAGCGUCAACAUAUUUAAACAAAAUGGAUCAGAACUAGAAGAUGUCGUAGGCGCCUCCUGUUUUCUGCAUUUCUUCUCUGUUGAUUCAUCAGACGAGAGAAUAAUCAGAGCUCACGCCACAACACAAGCGCUGCAGACAGCAUUGUCAUUGCAUCGCUACUACACCUGACGUAUGUCUGCACAUCGGCCACGCCCAUAUGCAUGAAGUCUGUCCCAUUUCUCAGGAAAAGAUCUCUCCCCUAAUAUCUCUCACUUCCCUCAUCAAGGCUCAUCUCACAGACGACGACACUCAACACCAAGAGGAAGACUGAAAUGGGAUCGGGCCUUAGUCCAGGUGAAACAGAGCAGCUGUCACCUGUCGGUCGGUGGGCGGAGCUUCAGGGGAGAUCCAGAUAACGAAGACAUUAACUUCUUUUAGUGUUGGUGUUCCUGGGGUAAAAUCUGUUUUAAUAUUAGAUGAUCGUGUUUCAGACAGUUUGAUUAAAAUAAUAAUCAUCAUAUUUUAAUGUUUGAAUCUGAGUUUAAAAAACACUGCUCACUUUAAUUUAAUUCACAUAUAUUUUUGGAUGAAGCUAAGAAACAUCAGAAUCAACCUCAGCUGCUUUUUAUUCAACAGAUAUUUAUUUUGUGACCACGAGCAUAUCCAUAUAGAUCCAUAUAGAUCCGUUUAGAUCCAUAUAGAUCCGUAUAGAUCCAUAUAGAUCCAUAUAGAUGUGUGUAGACUUGUAGUUUGCAGCUGAGGUCAUUUAUUGACAGUUGAUUGAUCGAUGUGACGCUGUGUGUAUCACAAAUAAAGAUUCACUAACAAUCUG
Epinephelus fuscoguttatus (brown-marbled grouper) is the source of this 3305-nucleotide messenger RNA. Its product is annotated as acetyl-coenzyme A synthetase 2-like, mitochondrial. The record is from RefSeq and is a predicted model, not a curated record. Gene Ontology annotation, cellular component: mitochondrion. The transcript has 14 exons. The coding region runs from base 119 to 2206 and encodes 695 amino acids. Lineage: Eukaryota; Metazoa; Chordata; Actinopteri; Perciformes; Serranidae. Gene Ontology annotation, molecular function: acetyl-CoA synthetase activity; AMP binding.